This is a messenger RNA of Lasiosphaeria miniovina, 561 nucleotides long. RefSeq lists its product as uncharacterized. The transcript is spliced from 3 exons. The coding region runs from base 1 to 561 and encodes 186 amino acids. NCBI's taxonomy places the organism in Eukaryota, Fungi, Ascomycota, Sordariomycetes, Sordariales, Lasiosphaeriaceae. The record is from RefSeq and is a predicted model, not a curated record.
AUGGUCAGAUUUUCAACCCCCAUUCUAGGAGCUUUGCUGGUUGCAGAGUGGAGCCUGGCAACGACGCACUACAAACUAGAACCGACGCAACAAGCGACGGCACUUUCGUUCGAUCCACGAAAUGGCCCGGUCUGGCGUUACUCUGGCAGUCUGGACAAGCACAUGCAGAACCUUGACAACGGUACUGUGGUCCGAGGCGGGCGGGAGCGACUACCAGUUCUUCCGCAAUGUGGUCGACGACUUUGGGGCCGACAACACGGGGAAGACGGACACGGCAGAGGCCCUCAACGCGCGGCCGUGGCCAGCUGGAACAAGAAGUCGGCAGGAGGCGGCAAGACACGCUGCGGCGAGGAGUGCGGCAACAUCUUCACGCAGGGCGCCAUCGUCUACUUCCCAGCGCGCACGUACAAGAUCUGCUCGCCCGUGGUGCAGUACUACUACACGCAGUUCAUCGGCGACCCCAACAACAUGCCGACCAGGAGCACCAGCAGCGUGUUCCAUCAUCGACACUGUCGGCUCGACGCAAACCGGCCCCGUGACGGCGCCUGCCAAGAACAAUGA